CAUGAACAUUCUUGACUGCAAGUUAAGUGCUUUUCAAAACAAAAUCUCCGUCUUUCACUAUAUCUGCACAUUACCAUCACAUCUUCCCUAAUUCAGCAUUGGCAGGGAUGAUGAUUGUAAAACCUCAGCUCGGCCAACGUCAGCCCUCUGCCGUGUCGCACGGCCCUCCGUCCGUUCUGCCAUCGCGCCGCCCGUCGACCCUGCUUGUGUCAUCACCUGGACGUCCUCCUUCCGGUCCGAUGUCUAAGACUAUAACUGUCGGUACCGUGGGCUUCUUUAGGUGCAACGUGAAGAAUGUUCCGUUGUUAAUUAUGAGGUACGAGCGCCUAGUUUUCACAUAUAUCUGUGACCGUGUGGUUAUGCACUAUUUUUUCAAGUGCAAGCCAAUAAAGCAAAUUUGGAGAAGCCCUUCGGUGGGAGUAUAUAAGGCAGAAGUUGGCUACGUGUCAAAACCCAAGGAUUGUGGCAGAAACCUUCUCAAGACUUCUUAUACUCCCUCCGUCCCAUAUUAAGUGACUCAAUUUGUCUAA
Molecule: messenger RNA, 530 nt
Organism: Brachypodium distachyon (stiff brome)
Lineage: Eukaryota; Viridiplantae; Streptophyta; Magnoliopsida; Poales; Poaceae
Exons: 3
Coding region: 108-512 (134 amino acids)
Source: RefSeq, a predicted model, not a curated record